Tachyglossus aculeatus (Australian echidna) is the source of this 2607-nucleotide messenger RNA. It is a transcript of the gene LSM14B, whose product is annotated as LSM family member 14B. The coding region runs from base 112 to 1386 and encodes 424 amino acids. NCBI's taxonomy places the organism in Eukaryota, Metazoa, Chordata, Mammalia, Monotremata, Tachyglossidae. The record is from RefSeq and is a predicted model, not a curated record. Gene Ontology annotation, molecular function: mRNA binding. The transcript is spliced from 10 exons.
CCCCGCCCGCCCGCGGCCCAGGCCCCACCGGAGCGGCGGCUGAGGAGGCCGGACUGAACGCGGUCCCUCCGCAGCGCCCGGCCGCCGCCGCCCCCCGCCGCCGCCGCCGCCAUGAGCGGUUCGUCGGGCACUCCGUACCUGGGCAGCAAGAUCAGCCUCAUCUCCAAGGCGCAGAUCCGCUACGAGGGCAUCCUCUACACCAUCGACACCGACAACUCCACGGUGGCGCUCGCCAAAGUGAGGUCCUUUGGUACUGAAGACCGCCCCACAGAUAGGCCUGCCCCUCCAAGGGAAGAAAUUUAUGAGUACAUCAUUUUCCGGGGAAGUGAUAUCAAAGAUAUUACUGUAUGUGAACCUCCAAAAGCUCAGCAUACUCUCCCUCAGGACCCUGCUAUUGUCCAAUCUUCCCUGGGCUCUGCCUCUUCGUCGUCUUUCCAACCACACGUGCCUUACAGCCCCUUUAGAGGUAUGCCAUCCUACAGCCAGCUUGCUGCCAGCUCCUUACUCAGCCAACAAUAUGCAGCUACAUUAGGUUUAGAGAAGUUGGUAAGCCCUCCAGCCUCAGCUGCUGCUUCAAGCCCUAGCUCUUCUCCAUCUCCACAGCCAGUUUCAGAGCUUGACAUGUCCUCAGAGCCACAUCAGCUCUCUUCCAAGGGAAGCGGCUUCUCAUCCAUCCCAGUCCGCAAAAGUCCUAUGGUUGAGCAGGCUGUCCAGACCAGUUCUGUCGAUAACCUAAAUGCCAAAAAGCUCUUACCCAGCAAGGGGGCUUCAGGGAUCCAGCGAAACGGUCGGCAGGUCCAGCCAAGCAACAAGGCCAGUGAUGUAGUUCAGCCCACACCUGUGCAAAGUCAAGGGCAGGUGAAUGACGAGAACAGAAGACCUCAGAGGAGGAGAUCAGGGAAUAGGCGGACAAGGAAUCGUUCCAGAGGUCAAAGCCGCCCAACCAAUGUCAAGGAAAACACAAUUAAAUUUGAAGGUGACUUUGAUUUUGAAAGUGCAAAUGCACAGUUCAACAGAGAGGAACUCGACAAGGAAUUUAAGAAGAAACUGAAUUUCAAAGAUGACCAAGCUGAGCGAGGAGAAGAAAAGGGAGACGCUGCUGUGGUCACUCAGAACAGUGAUGGUACCGCAGAGGAGGAUCUCCUGGGACCCAAUUGCUAUUACGAUAAAUCAAAGUCUUUCUUUGAUAACAUCUCUUCGGAACUGAAGUCCAGUUCUAGGCGAACGACGUGGGCCGAAGAAAGGAAGCUCAACACGGAGACCUUUGGCGUGUCGGGACGAUUUCUUCGGGGCCGCAGCUUCCGCGGUGGAUUUCGGGGGGGAAGAGGCAAUGGCGCAGCCCGGCGGAACCAAACAUCCCACAGAGCUGGCACUGGCAGAGUGUAAAUUCUAGACUCUCAACUAAGUAGCAUGGAGGUGGCGCUGAGUAUAUAAGAAAACAUUGAAGAUGCUGCACUUAAUGUGGGGAGAAAAUGGGUCACUUUGUUUACUACACUUGAAAAAUCCCACAGUACUACUUAUAUUUUUGGACUUCAGCUGAACUUGGAUCCGAGUCCGAGUUAAAACCACUUGUUUUUUGGAAGUGUUCAUGGGUAACCUCUUUGAGGUGUCUUGAUCUUUUUUGUUUCACUUUAUUUUUAGGCACAGUCCAACGUUCUCUUGGUCUCCUUUUCAGAAGGUUUUCUGUCCAGGAAAGCUUUUCUGGGUUUUUUUUUUUUUCCCCUUCUUCCUCUUCCCCCUCCAUCCCCCCCCAAGAGAUCAAAGUAGCUUUGACUCUUUAAAAUGGAACCAAAUAUCAUCCCCAAACAAGCCAAUUGACGACUUUGAGUAACCAAACUGACCCUUUGGUGCUGUGCUGCUGGUGUGCCCUUCCCACGUGUUUCGGCAACUCCGGUCCUGGAGAGCCGGGGGGUCCCUAGCGCUAAACGGCCCCAGAGAGCUGGGGAGUGGGGUGGAGGGUGGGAUGGGGGAGGGAGGUCAUGUUGAUAUUGAUGUUAUUGAAGAAGCCAGAGGUGUCUGACACUCACACUGUCCGAAGGGCAAAGGGGAGGGCCCUUUCUCUGAGAAUGGGAGGACCGGAGACCUCCCUCACUUCCCCCCCCGUGUCCGGUACACCCUGCAGGUCCGUCACAGGUGACCCUCUGGACGCUCUUCUUCACUUAGGAAUAGGGUGCCGACUUGCUCUUAAAUGGAAGUCAGAUCGACAGAAGGGCGCGUUUCCCUCUACGUGUAAAUAGUCCCAGUGUUUUUUGUUUUUUUUCUCUUUUCUUUUCUGUUUUAAAAGGUGGGGCAGGGGGUGGGUGGGGAAUAUAAGCUUGUUGCAUGAGUAAGUGGUUUAAAAAUCCUUAGUUAGAGGCAUGUGUCGUCCCCCCCCCCCCCCCCCCCCCGUCUGUUUAAAUGGGGCAUUUUGUUGAAAUAAGCACCUUGGUAACUGAAAACCCCCUCAAAAUAGCUAUGAAGAUUUUUAGUUCUGCAUCGACUAAGUUACUGUAAAAGCUUGGAUUUAUUUUUGUAGGAUUUAAUUGUUAAGGAUUAGGACACGGCAUCGGGGCUGCUUUGUUUGAAGUAAUGUAAAUUGUAAUUAUAAAUAAACAUGCAAACAUUUAA